AUGUCGAACGUUAGUCACACACCGUUAGGAUCACCACAGCAAAUAUUUAUUUGUCAUUUCUGUUUUGAAGAAUUUCAUCAAAAAUAUGAAUUAACACAACAUUUUCAAAGUCAAAAUUGUAGCAAAAAGUCAUUAGUUGUUGAAACAUUGUUAAAUGAUGAUCUUGGUACUGAGCAAAUGAAAAAAGAUCCAAAUACAUCUAAUCAAUCAGUAAUAGUAUUGAACGAUUCUUUGUGUGCCGAUGUUGAUUAUAAGGGAUUAGAACUAUUAAAUGCACUCAAAUUAAAUCGAUUAAGUGACUUGGAUGAUUCACAACAACAUUUACUACAAAAUCAAGAUAUCAUCAUUGAUGUCGAUAGUCAUUUUCAGAUAGAUAUUAAUGAUGAAACACAUGUUUCAUCAUUGAAAGAAAUUCAAAAUUCAUUUCAUAUAUCUCCACGAUACAACGAACAUCAAGCAACUGAUAGUCUUACAGGAAAUGAUGAAAACUCAUGGUGUCCAUCUAUUCCAUUUUCUUGUAAACAUAGUCGUCGUUUAUUAGACAUGCGUAAUCAUCAGUUAUCAUCAAUUUUUUUGGAUGAUAUUAUUGAUCAACCAAUGUGCAAUUCAGACGUAGACGAUACCUCCGAUCCUAGCCGUACCACGGAACUUCUCACUUCACAUCCGUGUAACAUAUCAAUAAAUAGUAAAAUCCCGUUACAUAUAUAUAAAUAUUCACGUUAUGAGCGUAAAUUGUUUUACAAAAGUGUUAAAAAAGUUAUAUUGAAAAAAAAUUUUACGGAAUCAUCAGCCGGAACAUUUUACAGUAAAAAUAUGUCUCUCGAUAAUAGUAAUAAUAAUAGUAGUAGUAGUAAUAGUAAUAAUGUCAAAAAGAGAAAACAACAACAAUACUCAUUAAAUAUCGUUCAUAAUAAACCGAUUAAAUUUCAACGUUUAUCUUAUCACGAACGUUGUGUAACACGUCGUUCAUAUCGACAAUUAACAACCACUUUUCCACUUUUAUUGGAUCCAUUGUUUUCUACAUUUGUGUCGUAUGAAAAACGUGAUGAAGAGCAGCAAGAGAAUGAUAAUAAUGAUGAUAAUAGAAAUUAUCCAGAUAAAUCCUAUCAUUGUUUUUUGAAAAAGUAUUCAAACGUUUUAGAAAAUAAUUUUCAUUUAUUAAAUUUAAUUGCUAGUCAAGAAUUUCAACUAGUCGUUAGUAGUACACAAGAUAAUAAUCGUCUUUGUCGUCAGAAGAGUCUAUUAGAUGUAUUACGACAAUAUUUAUAUGCUCAUUCUGCUAUUGAGACUGUUGAUAAUGUGAAACGCAGUUUCUUAAUUAAAAACAAUGAUAAUACUGAUGACACAACAUCAACUGCGAAUAACAAUAGUUUAUUCGUUCCCCCACUCAAAAUUAGACGGUAUAAUUCUCAAAUAUUAUCAAAUAGCCACCCUCAUCAAGGCAAACAAAAACAUGUAUCAACUUCAUUAUCGACAAUGAAUGAUCAACAACAAAGAAAUGGUAGUCUUCUCAGUGUUGGGAGAAAUAGUCGUUCAACAUCACCAGCUCAUUCAUCGAGUUCAAACAGUUCAUCAAUUAAUUCUUCAUCCAGAUCAUCAGGAACAUCGGGUGAAUUUCAUAUAAAUAAACGUUUUGCAUCCACAUUCUCUAAUUCUCGACGUGGCAUUAGACAACGGCGAUUAGCACCGAAAGCAGCAGCACUUCUUGAACAAAAACAAAGUCGGGAAAUGGACGACAUAUCACCGUCAAAACUCAAUCAAACUUCAACAACCGCUAUGUUACCAUUAACUAUCCGUCGAUCGCCAUCUGGUAAUUUUUAUUAUGAUAAAUCGAUACCAUUGUCAUCUGUCCCUUCAACAAUAAGUAAUAAUAGUUCACAAGAGCAAGUAAUUGAGCCAAUAAUUCAGUCCAAUUCAUUUAAUGGCAAAACAAAUUCAUCCGAAGAACAAGCAAAAGAACGAGUGGAAAAUCUAACAAAUUCAAUAUCGUUAUCGGAUUAUGAUUUGUUUCCCGCCCCAGAGUAUAAAAAUACUCUAAUUUCACCGUCUACAUCCAUCUCUCCCACAACUUCUCAAACACCGACUGAAAUUCUUCCAACGACUGUCGUCAAUCGAGAACCAAUUCCCAAACUUCGAAUUGUUUCAUCUGCAACUACGAACGGUCUAAGUGCUACAAUUGUUCCACAAUUGUCAAAAAAUAAUAAGACAAGUAAUAAUGAGUGUGCCGUUGAUCAAAAUAAUAGCGAAAAAGAUGAAAAUCAUAGUAAAGACAAACAAAAGAAUAAAAAAACAAAGUUUGUUAAAUCAACAGUUAAAAAAACAACCGAACGAACACAUUUAAAUCGUCCAUUUAAACAGCAGCAACAACGAACGAGAGAAACAUCAGAAACAUGUGUGGAACAAUUUUCAAUUAAAAAUACUGAUGACUAUUCAGAAAUAUCUAUUGUACCAAAACCAUUACGUUCAACAUCGUUAGAAAUUGCUCAUGGUUGGUUGUCAAAUAAUGUUUUUUCAAAAUGUCACGUAUGUGGCGAAGAAGAUUGGUAUGUAACAACAUCAACAGAAUGUAUGCGUUUACAUAUAUCAUCGAAACAUGCAAAUUUGGAAGAUAAUUUUAAACGUCGUUUAUCAAAUUAUACAAAUCGUCAUCAACGACAUUUAAGAAUAUUUCAACAUCAUUUAAAAUAUCAACAAUGUUGGAGUGAGGAACAAAUAACAAAUAUAUUUCAAAUAGCUGAUUUACAAACAACACCACAAAUAAAUACAUCAAUAUUAAAUGAAUGUGAUUAUAAUACAACAAGACGACUAUGCCGGUCACACAUCGAGUCUACAAGCAAUUCUUAA
Didymodactylos carnosus is the source of this 2844-nucleotide messenger RNA. The record is from the annotation of a GenBank genome assembly. NCBI's taxonomy places the organism in Eukaryota, Metazoa, Rotifera, Eurotatoria, Philodinida, Philodinidae.